GAAUAUAGGUCAGAGGUCACCUUACGAAACAAACAAAAUGGCUGCUUUUCGCCGGUGGGUAAAACGCAGGGAGGCACAAGCCAUGCACAAGCCAAUAUCAUGACCUUACAACUUGAGCAGGCAUAUGCAGAUGGCAAACACAUUUGUCAACUGUCUUCCCUGACAUGAACAGGCCUAUUUGGCUAGCCAAAUGAACGUAUACAACCCUGCUUGCUUUCUCCAAGCAACCAUGCAGUGUGCAAGAGUUCUAUCACACUCCAUUUUGGGCAGAACUAUCCAGCUGCACUCACUGAGACGUCUCGGCACAAGCGGUCGGCUUCUGGGAUACAAACUCGCAAAGAACCUCAAGGACUGCUAUAGCCUACUGGGCAUCUCUGAUGGCUGUACCGAGGCAGAGCUGAAGGAAGCUUUCAUCAAACGGGCUAAACAAUACCAUCCCGACAGCGGGUCCAAAACUGCCGACCCAAGGAAGUUUGCUCAGGUGGAGGAAGCCUACAGAACCGUGCAGGAAAAGCUGGUGAGGGAGAGAAGGAAGGAAGAAGCAGAAGCAAAUGAAGAGGAAGAGGAAGAUACUGGUAUAAAGCACACGGCUCCUCAGCACAGGCAGUAUCUGGGGUUCGAGGGGGUUGGUUACGGCACUCCCACACAGAGGCAAAAGCAGUACCAACAGUAUAAAGUCGACCGGGCAGCCAACAGGGUCGUGGACUACAAAGUCGCCAAGCUGUCGGCCAUGUCGGAAAGCGUGCUUGUCCUGCAAGAGAAACGGCAAGCAAGGAAAGCGAAAAUCGUGCAGGUCAUCGACCGCAUGGUCGAGGAUAUGAUCGCGGAAUCGAUGGCCAACGGGGAAUUCGACAACCUUCCUGGCAAGGGGAAGCCUUUGAACUUGCAAAAGUCGGAGUACAAUCCGUACCAAGACACCACCACACAUCUCAUCAACAAGAUUCUCAACGACAACGGGUUCAAGCCACAGUGGGUCGAAUUGGAAGUGGAGGUGCGAAACCGCAUCAAGGAACUCCGGAAGAAACUUGAUUCAAAGAGGGCAGCAUUUGGCCCUGAACCCUUCUCACCACAGAAUCAGAAGAAGUGGAAUACAUACCUGGAUACUUUCAGAGAGGACAUCGCUGCACUGAACAAGAGAAUCGACAAGUAUAACAUGAUUGUCCCUAUCAUGGCCAAGCAGCUGGGCCACAUCAAGCCAGACAGGGAGGUGGCCAAGGUGAUGGAAAAGUUUAGAGCUCAGGAAGAACAAGAAAAGCAGCAAACUGUAGAAACUAAAGCUGAGGAAAAAACAAGUAAAGAGAAGAUGAGAUGGGGUAUCUUAAGGCACUGGAGGUUUACACCACUAAAUGAAUGAUUUUAAAUGAAUGAAUGAAUUUAUUGCUCACAAUCGCACAAGGUACAAUGUAUAGCAACCAGUAACAACUACUAGCUAUAUAGACAAUAGUACUAUUAGGCUACAUACAGAUAUGUUAAUAAAAUUCAUUCAUUCAUUCACUCAUUCACUCAUUCAUACAGAACAACAAAAGAUUAUUGAUA
This is a messenger RNA of Branchiostoma floridae (Florida lancelet), 1536 nucleotides long. RefSeq names its product dnaJ homolog subfamily C member 28-like. The record is from RefSeq and is a predicted model, not a curated record. Lineage: Eukaryota; Metazoa; Chordata; Leptocardii; Amphioxiformes; Branchiostomatidae. The transcript has 4 exons. The coding region runs from base 191 to 1354 and encodes 387 amino acids.